Molecule: messenger RNA, 2402 nt
Organism: Cuscuta campestris
Lineage: Eukaryota; Viridiplantae; Streptophyta; Magnoliopsida; Solanales; Convolvulaceae
Source: the annotation of a GenBank genome assembly
AAUAAUUUUCUUGCGUAGUAAUGUGGUAUAUGUUAUUGCAAAUUUAAUGUGAAAUUACAUAUUCAAGUUUGGUAACAAGAUUCAAAUACUAUUUAAUGCAUUUAGCUGUACAUAUGCAUAUUAUAUGUGGCAAUUUAUUGAAUUUGACUUAGUGAAAAUGGUUGUAUGAGCCAUGAAGUUACUUUGUAGGUUAAAAUGCAAACAACAAACCUGACUAGGAUGUCUAUAUACUCCAGAUUUAAUUGAGACGAAAAAGAAUGAUGGGAUAUUGUUAUCUUCUUUUUGAGGCAAGGAGUUCUUAAAUAAACUAAUUGAAUAGAGCAAUGCAAGCACAUCCUCCUCCUGGAAUUCCCUGUCUUAACUCUCUCAUGCAUGGUUAAAAAUGAGGUGUGUAAACUCUUUGUCGUUUGUAUAGGAAAUACAUGGUAAAAAUGGUGUUUUUUCUGGAUGCAGAUAUAUGAUUUUGACAGGGAUUAUAAAGAUGUUGGCGUUGCUCGGUUCACAACAAAAUACUUUGUUGUAAGAAACUGUCUGCUCAAUGCCAAGUCUGAUAUGCUUCUUUCGGCCUGGAGUCCUCCUCCUGAAUGGGGAAAAAAAGUUAUGCUUCGUGUAGAUGCAAAACAGGGGGCUCCUAAAGAUGGGAACUCCCCACUUGAACUCUUCCAGGUGGACAUUUACCCCUUGAAAAUACACUUGACCGAGACAAUGUACAGAAUGAUGUGGGAAUAUUUCUUCCCAGAGGAGGAGCAAGACUCCCAGCGAAGACAGGAAGUUUGGAUUUCAACUACUGCUGGUUCAAGGCGUGCAAAGAAAGGUUCAUCAACACAUGAAGUUUCUACCGGUCAUUUGGGUAAAGAUAUGCAGGUCUUCUCUAAAUCAAGUACCUCUGUGCCACCAUUUACAGGUGGAACUUCUCAGUCUUCAUUUGGUGAUGUGGCAGAAGCAUCAAAGUUGCAGCACUUAAAUACAAAUAUUGUGUCUGGGGUAACACCACAACUGCGACGGACAUCUUCCUUUGAUAGAACAUGGGUGGAAAGCGUUGCUGAGUCUGUAACUAAUGAACUUGUUUCAAAAGCUCAGUCUUCUGAUAUAUCGUCAUCUUUGGCAAAAUGUGAGCCAAAGGCAGCAUGUAUUGAGCAGCAGUUAGAUGAUGCAUCUUCUAAGAGUAAGUCUAAACUUGUCAAAUCAGGUCGCUACUCUCAAGAAGAAAAAAAGACAGGAAAGGCUAUUGAUGAAAAACGAUCCAGGCCUAGAAGGAUGAGAGAGUUCCACAAUAUUAAGAUUAGUCAGGUGGAGUUACUAGUAACAUAUGAAGGAUCAAGAUUUGCUGUAAGCGAUUUACGGUUGCUGAUGGAUACAUUCCAUCGUGUGGAAUUUACUGGAACCUGGAGGCGGCUAUUCUCACGAGUUAAGAAGCAUAUCAUAUGGGGAGUCUUAAAAUCUGUCACGGGAAUGCAGGGAAAGAAGUUCAAAGAUAAAGCCCAUGUGAGUCAAAGAGACGAAGGUGGUGCAACCGGAGUUCCCAGCAUUGAUCUUAACCUGAGUGAUAGUGAUGGAAGAGGUGGUGAUGGAUCAGCUGGAAAGAGUGAGCAGCAGAACCCGUUGAGCUGGCCUCCAAAGCGUUCAAGUGAUGGAGCGGGGGACCGGUUUGUGACGUCUGUGAGGGGACUUUUCAAUUCACAGAGACGCAAGGCAAAGGCCUUUGUACUGCGCACGAUGAGGGGCGAAGCAGAAAACGAGACAACACAUGGUGGUGGGGAGUGGAGCGAUAGUGAGGCUGAGUACUCUCCCUUUGCCAGACAACUCACCAUUACAAAGGCCAAGAAGUUAAUUAGGAAACACACUAAGAAGUUCCGCUCAAGAGGCCAAAAAGGUGGCGGUGGCUUAUCGUCUCAGCCAAGAGAUUCGCUCCCCACGUCCCCAAGGGGCACGCCUUUCUACAGCGACUCUUCAAGUGGGUCCUCACCCCCUUAUGAGGAUUUCAACGAAUAGCCUCUCCCUAUCUGCCCGUGGUUUGGAAGUUUCUAUUCAAUGGAGAAAGAAGAAGAUGCCCACUUCAUGAGCAAAAAGGAAGCCCCAAUCAAGCCAUUUGGUAUGUGUAAAUGAAUUUUAAUUUCCUAUACUCCAUAGGUAGUAGUAGUAGUAGUAGUAGUAGUAGUAGUAGUAGUAGUAGUAGUAGUAGUACAUAGUACAGCAAAAGUAUGGAGACAGAGAGAGAGAGAGAGAGAGAGAGAGAGAGAGAGAGAGAGAGAGAUGGGGGAGCUAAUUUUUGUAAACACGCACGCGCGCACACAGUGGAUUAAAAGUUUAGCCCAAAAGGAAGAAAAGAUAAGAGUGAGGUUGUCUUUCUCCCCAAUCCUUUCUCUGGCUGUUGCCGCUUUGUGUACAUUAUGAAGAUUACU